Messenger RNA from Cryptomeria japonica (Japanese cedar), 707 nucleotides. RefSeq names its product stress-response A/B barrel domain-containing protein HS1. NCBI's taxonomy places the organism in Eukaryota, Viridiplantae, Streptophyta, Pinopsida, Cupressales, Cupressaceae. The coding region runs from base 136 to 459 and encodes 107 amino acids. The transcript is spliced from 2 exons. The record is from RefSeq and is a predicted model, not a curated record.
AUAUUAAUUUUUAUGCGGCUAACAUUUCCUUUGACGAAGAUAGCGGAAACAGUCUAAUGAACAUUCCGUAAUAUCCAUCGCCACAUACUGUUGUAUUGUGCAGUGAAGCAUCAGUGUAAUCUCUGGAAAUUUAAAAUGGAAUCUUUGGGUGUAGUAAAACACAUUUUCAUGGUAAAAUUCAAGGCAGACAUUACACCUGAAAGAAUUGAAGAUUUUAUCAGAACAUUUGGAAACCUCCUCACUGUCAUUGAACCCUUCAAAUCUCUUCAAUGGGGAGAGGAUAUUAGCGUUGAAAAUCAGCAACAAGGUUUCACACAUGUUUUUGAAUGUACAUUUGACAAUGUUGAAGGUCGUGAUACCUAUCUAGCCCAUCCUGCUCACGUAGAAUUCUCUAAUCAGAUACUACCAGCAAUGGAAAAAUUCAUUGUUAUUGAUUAUAAGCCAAUGCGCUUUAUCUGAGGAAGGUGAGAGCUAUAUGUAUUAGGAAUAUUAUAUCAUUAAAUUUGUCAUAGUUUGUUACAAGAUUUGUUAUAGUUUGUUAAAAUAUUAUGUAUAUCAUAAUAUAAUGUUAUGACUUGUCAUCUAUGCAAAGAGAAUGGUUAUAGAAGGUAGAACAAUCUUCUUAUAAUAUGAGAUACGAAAAUCUUAUAAAUAUAUAAUUUGUAUUUAACCAAAAUUUAUAUAACGAUAGUACUAUUUGUGUGUUA